This is a messenger RNA of Zingiber officinale, 2378 nucleotides long. RefSeq names its product rust resistance kinase Lr10-like. Gene Ontology annotation, biological process: protein phosphorylation. The coding region runs from base 66 to 2168 and encodes 700 amino acids. Gene Ontology annotation, molecular function: protein kinase activity; ATP binding; polysaccharide binding. The record is from RefSeq and is a predicted model, not a curated record. The transcript has 3 exons. NCBI's taxonomy places the organism in Eukaryota, Viridiplantae, Streptophyta, Magnoliopsida, Zingiberales, Zingiberaceae.
GAUACCAAUUUAGUAACAACGCAAUUAUAUUAUACUAGGAAUUGAAUUACAGAGGGAGAGAGCUCAUGAAAAGAUCUACACCAGCAUCGUCCUUCUUCACUUCUCUUCUAGUCUUUUUCUUUCUCACCACUCUUACAGGUGGAGUGCUCGGUAGAUCUCAAAAUAAAAGCUGCUCUUCCUCUUGCGGUAUCCUUGACGAUAUCCACUACCCGUUCCGCCUAGAAAGCGACCCAGAGUGGUGCGGUAAGCCAGAGCUUGAGCUCAUCUGUGAAUCAGGAAAAGAUGCAGUCUUGCAUAACUUGUCACCUACAGACAAGUACCUGGUCACCGAAAUAUCAUAUAAUCAAUCGGGCUUCAGGCUCGUCUAUGCCGGUUAUGUCACAGGUUCUAAUAAAUGCGUGCUUCCCAGUGCCCACUUCCCCCUAAAUACACUUUACCUCAUCCAAAUGCCACUUUGGCCAUUUGGUUCGACUGAAGAUGCUAGAGAUCAUGAGUAUUAUAUGUUUGAAGAAUGGGCUAGUUUUAUGAGCUGCAAACAGGAAAUUCAUAGCGAUCUUUACAAGCCCAUCCAUUGUCUUACUGGGGACAAUAACUCGGCUACACACGUCAUCGUUGGCAACGAUGCAUAUGCCAUACGCAACCUCAAGAACUCAUGUAGAUUCGUAAACUUAUUGCCAGUUGACGGAGAAUACAAUUACAGUGACGUGGAUGUAUUUGAACUCCUGGCAAAAGGAGUCUGGAUUGGAUGGUCUCUCACGCCACCCUCUGACAUUUUCGAGUAUUGUUGGAAAAAUUUUUGGUCAAAAGUAUAUUAUUACAGCAUCGAGAAUUCCCCUUACAGGAUGCUUGGUCCCCUCUUUGCCGAAUUAGGUCUUUUAGAUUGCGUCUACUGGGAGGAGAGUUAUCGCAACCAUUAUCACGUUGCCUUCGGUUUUACAGUGGUCUUAGUCCUUGCACUAGAUAUAGCUCUUUGUCUGCUAGUUGGUAGAUUUGUGAUUGCACCUCUAUCAAUUUAUGCAUUCCUCGCAUACAAUUAUUGGAAGACAAUUAGAAAGCCCAUCGACUCAGUUGAAAAGUUCCUGCAAAUCCAGCAAACUCUAACUCCCACACGCUUCGCCUACAGCGACAUCAUAGCCAUGACGAGUCACUUCAGAGAAAAACUAGGCCAAGGCGGCUUUGGUUCAGUGUACAGAGGAUACAUUCUUGGUAAAUUCCCUGUCGCCGUCAAGAUGCUUGUCGGCAGCUCCAAGUUCCACGGUGAAGAUUUCAUCAGCGAGGUCUCCACGAUCGGCAGGAUCCACCACAUCAACGUGGUGCGUUUGGUUGGGUUUUGCUCCGAGGGAUCAAAGAGAGCACUCAUCUACGAGUACAUGCCCAAUGGCUCGCUCGACAAGUACAUCUUCUCUGCCAACAGGGGAAACACGUUCACUGUCGAGAAGCUCCAUGAGGUGGCCCUGGGGAUUGCUAGAGGCAUCAACUACCUCCAUCAGGGCUGCGACAUGCAAAUUUUGCACUUCGACAUCAAGCCCCACAACAUCCUCCUCGAUCGCAACUUCAUUCCCAAGAUUUCAGACUUUGGGCUUGCAAAAUUGUACCCAAAGGACAAGAACGUAAUAUCCAUGAGCGUUACCAGAGGCACGAUAGGAUACAUAGCACCCGAGCUGAUAUCGAGAAAUUUUGGGAUCAUAUCCGACAAGUCGGAUGUCUACAGCUUCGGAAUGCUGCUAAUGGAGAUGGCCGGCGGGAGACAUAAUGUAGAUGCGAGAGCUGAGAACACCAGUCAGGUUUAUUAUCCUUCUUGGGUCUACGACAAACUUGUUCAGCUGCAUGUAAGUGAGAGCAGUCAUGGUAUUGAAGAGAUUGUAAUCAGUGAAAUGGAGAGAAAGUUGUCCAUGGUGGGACUUUGGUGCAUCCAAAUAAAGUCAAGUAGCCGGCCAUCCAUGAGCAGUGUAAUAGAGAUGCUUGAAGGAGACGUGAAUGAUCUACAGAUGCCACCCAAGCCUUUCUUUUCCUCAGUAGAGCCAAGUCUGAGAGAAUUAGAAUUCUCCUCCACAAUUUCAUCUUCUGGAGAAGAAGAACUACAUGAUCAGCAGCAUACUUUACGUCCCAACCAUUCCGGAUUGGCUUCAUCUUCUAUACAACUAUCUGUCAUCUUAGAGCAUUCUUAAACUUAAUAUCUGCAAGUUAAUAAUAUUGACUCUUAUGUAAUAAGAACUAAUAAAUAAUUAAAAUUUUACAUAUGAGAUGAAGUAGAUAUUAUCUCUAUUCGAUGCUCCCAACUGAGUAAUAAUAUGUUGUGACAAUUUAUUGCUUUCUUUGCCUACAUGUAGCUAUGUGACUAGAAUUCAUAAAUGAGACAUACUCAACUCUAUUUCUUU